GUGUAUUUCUCUUCAAAGGUAACUUGUACCAAGAUGAGACGACUGUGGAAGGUCGCGACGCUUUUGAUGCUGCAAUUAAAUAAAUAAUUAUAGAUUAUAAUAUUCUAUAAUGAACACGACUGAAAAAAUUGCAACGAAAAAUUUGUCUUGGCAUUGGAGAAAAUGAAGCCAUGUCAAGAAUAACAAGAAGGCUUGUUUAACACACCCUAUUUUUUUUUUAUUAUUAUUAUUGAUUGAUUUAUUUUAUUUAUUUAUUUAUUUUUUUUCUGUGAGCAGGACGACCAUCAUGAGACGUGACAUAGACCCCACUCAUGCGUGCAGACUGGAGGCGGUACACCCGUACAUAGUGGACGUCGGCAUUUUUCAGCAGCCAAUCACUGCCGGGCCUUGAACAAACUCCUCCUCCUUGUCAGUGUGUAUAAUAUGAGCGUAAAUUGACGGAACGCCCACAACGAGAAGUGUCCUGUACGAGUAAGAUCAACAAGUGUUGUGGUCAGCUAAAAAAAAAAAAAAAAAAAAAAAAACUAAUCCAUAAGUGUAUUUCCCUUCAGAAAUAACUUUCACCAAGAUGAGACAACUGUGGCGGGUCGCGACGCUCUUGCUACUGCAAUGGCUGGAGGUGACGGCUACUACUACCUCGGCCGCCAGUGGUCAAUCAUCACCCUCCAUCUUCCCAACAUUCAUGACGCACGCAAGGCAGACCAAACACACUAGACACAUUCACCUGACCCAUACCCUGGAUGAGGCAGGCUCGUCGCUGAGUGCCGCUCUGCUCACUCUCAUCUCCCGCGAGUUGGCGAGCUGCUCGCUGGUGGUGGCUGCCGACGCAAAAUACAUCACAUCUCCCGUGCUGCACGCCCUGGCGUGCCUUCCUAAUCAAAAACAGGUGGUGAGCGUGGCUGGCGGAUGGGAAAAGGCCGGCAGGCGAGUGAUGUGGCAGGCGCCAGGGUGCCGAGCUUACAUCUUCCUGCUACACCAGGCAGGGGUCCUUCUUUCCCACUCCAACGCCGCACCCUCCUCAUGGGACUAUGCUGGCAGGUACGUGUUUGUUGGGCUCACACGAGAGGACUUGGUGGCCCUGACGCUGACUCACAAGGGAAGGAAGACCGAACACCUGGUGGGGAUCGUGCAGGUGAGGCUUACAAUUAUUGUGCUUGAUCUUCUUGUCCGAUUUGCAGCGUUUCCUCCUUAUUUUAUGAUGAAGGUUUUAAUCACGAAAAGUCUAUUUCUGGGUCCCCCUUCCGAGGUAGUGCACCAUGCUAGCGAGAGGGAUAUAAUCGCGGCCCAGAGGAAACUUGAUAAAAAAACGCAACUAUCCCACACCUGGUAAAAAAAAUUAACCAGGCUGUACUAGAACUGUUGGACCCAAACGAGAUAGAUGAGAACACGAUCCGGGCAGCUGACAGCUUGCGCUCCCCAACCUCAUCGGUUCUAUCUUAACGACUCCCUUCCGGAGUCCGUAGAAAAAGGGGACCUGUCACACGGAGGGGAUGGAGGGGUGGGAGUUCGAAGGCCGUGCACUAGCUCUGUCAUGAACCCAAAAAUAAGCUUUUCGUACCUCAGUCGUCAUUUCAGGUACCUUGCCCAGCUAUUGCACUUUGCUGCCACCCACUAGGAUUCAGGGCGAGAGACCCUGUUUUCCCCUGGAAGGAGAAUGGAAGACUGCUGCAUGACAUCCAUUUAUAAGA
Messenger RNA from Scylla paramamosain (green mud crab), 1688 nucleotides. RefSeq lists its product as uncharacterized. The transcript is spliced from 3 exons. The coding region runs from base 569 to 1330 and encodes 253 amino acids. Lineage: Eukaryota; Metazoa; Arthropoda; Malacostraca; Decapoda; Portunidae. The record is from RefSeq and is a predicted model, not a curated record.